Messenger RNA from Sphaeroforma arctica JP610, 375 nucleotides. RefSeq lists its product as hypothetical. The record is from RefSeq and is a predicted model, not a curated record. NCBI's taxonomy places the organism in Eukaryota, Ichthyosporea, Ichthyophonida. The transcript has 4 exons. The annotation marks the transcript as partial.
GGUUGUACACCAUUCUACGGCGGUAGCACUGUCUAUGUGCGCCAAGUGACGGGUGCACUCGACUUCGACGGUACCUACACAGACAACCACGUGUAUUUCAACCAUGGGCAAGGGGGUGUGCUGCACUUGGAAUAUGUCGCUGCGCCUGCUUCAACAAUCAAAGGCACUUUCCGUAACAAUUCGGCGACAGAGGCCGGCGCAGUGUCUAUUGCGGUGCAAGAGAGUGACACAACUGUGACCAUUGAUGGGUUAUUUGAGGACAACAGUGCUAUCGAUCCCUUUGGUUUCUGUGGCACUCGUGGGGGUGCGCUCUCCAUCAGACGAGUGGGCGACAACUCCAUUAUGACCAUCACAGGUGACUCAUGUAUGGUAUAA